AUGGCGGGUUCCAUGACUCCGGAUUUAACGGCGUUCAAGACGGCAGCUCUCCGGACAACGGGUUCCACAUCCACGGCGCGUUUCACGCCUCGGCACGCGCCAGCGAAGCGGCUGGAGCGGCGCUCGUCUCUGUCGCCCCUGGCGCAGCUUCAGGAGUUUUAUCAGGUGCAAUCGCCGCAGGAACAGAGACCGCUGCAGGGGACGGGGGAGCGGAUGUUGCAGGGGGCGGGGGAACGGAAGGGGGAGCGCGAGGGGAAGCAGCAUAGCCAGCUGUUGAUGAGUCAGCAGCGGCAGCCAGGUCGCAACCAAAGCGGGGCGGUCACGCGGCUCGGUCGACGCUCGUCCAUCGACUUAGCGGAUGUCGCGGCGGCGAGAGCGGCGGCAGCCGCGGCGAAAGAAUCACCCUCGGCUCGUGGCUAUGAAGCUUCCAACAAUGGCGGCGCCGCGACCACCGGCAGCAGUCCCGCUUACGGCGGCGCGAGGAGGCUGCAUCUGUCAAACCGCCAGACGAGCGGAGAUUGGGCGGCGUACGCUGCGCAGGGGAAGAAUGGCGCGCAGAAUACGCGCGCGCAAGCGCAUGAGCAGCAAGAUCGGUCGCAUUGUCCCUUCCCCAACGCCUCCGCGGAGGUCGAGCGCGCGUCCCCCCGCUUGCGCGAGGGCGGCGGCGGCGACACAGAUCCUGCGCAUCAUGCGCAAUACGUUCCCCCCAAGUCCCCGCGAGCUGCCCGCCUCCCCCUUGGUUCCCCGCGUUCUUCCGCGAAUGAGUCCGCUGGUCCGCCAAUGGCCGCGCUUGACCCCACUCAAGCGGGGAUGCUCUUUUCCGCCGUUUUGCACCGCGGAAAAGGCGCCGGUUCGCUUGAGGCGCCGGAAUCGGCGGAGGUUCGCAGUUCCGCCGCGUCAGGGGGAAGUUCCGCCGCCGCCGAGAUUCGCGCCGCCGCGAAUGAGGUCGCGCGGAGAGAGGGGGGAGAGGGGGGAGAGGGGGGAGGCGCACAAGGAAACGACAGCGGCGGAGGGGGCAGCGGGAGGGGACGCGGCGGGAAGGGGGAUGAUGGAGGAAGGGAAAUUGCUGGGGAUAGGAAGGCGGGAACAGGCGGGAGGCAGGCGCUAUCGUUGGGGUUAAGUUUUUCGGUGGGGAGGGAAGAAUCGCCCUUGGGAUUAGGGUUAGGGGGCUGGAGCGCAAGCAUGGCGGCUUUCGCUGGCGGAGGGGGGAGUGUGGGCGGUGGCGGGGGAGGGGGCGCAGGGGGAGCGGGCGACGAAGGGAAGCAUCAGCACUUACCACUGCAACUGCACUCGCUGAUGGAGGGAUGGGAGGGGGGGGAAGAGGAGGAGGAGGAGGAGGAGAGGGGGGAGAGAGUGGGGGAGCGGAAGGAGAAGACGGAGAGGUGGGUUUGGAGAGAACUCUGA
This is a messenger RNA of Closterium sp. NIES-65, 1404 nucleotides long. Lineage: Eukaryota; Viridiplantae; Streptophyta; Zygnematophyceae; Desmidiales; Closteriaceae. The record is from the annotation of a GenBank genome assembly.